AAUUCUCCAGCUAAUUGAAAGAUACAAAGUUCGUUCUUUAAGGGCAGCUUUCUUCUUCCCACUUACUUUCCACCACGAAUUUGUACCUCAACCCAAACAGUAACGGAAAAUGGCAUACAGAACACCACCCUUCUGUUGCUCCCACAUCCUCGCCCAGCCCCCCUUCCACACACAAGAACACUACCCCCGCUCCUACGCCUGCCUUCUCGAUUUUCUCGCCCUGGCCAUCUCCCUCCCAGCUGGUCAGCUACCACCUACAACCCCUAUAAAGCCAUUGACAGAACACGACUUCGUGAUCCGUCUGUGCAAAGGGCAGACCGCUCCCAUGCUCGGACCGAAUCAAUGGGGGGCUGCGCGAUACUUCCUCCCUGACCCACCCGUCCCAGGCGGUCUGGUAGAAGUACUCCAUGUUGAGAACGGAAGCCGAGGAAACAAUUUAGAUUGCCUCAGAUGGUUUCUGAACGAAGGAGGUGGAAAGUUCGGCGGCUUUAUGUACUUGGAAGAUGUAUGGAUGACUGUUCUUUGUCCUGUUCAUAAAGAUUCUGUUUGGUUUCUUCAGUUUUGGGUCAAGGGGCCGAAGGAUAAUGAGGAACUCGGGGAGGUGAGCAAGAGGGUUACGGAUAGGAGGAAUCAAGAACCUGGAUUUGUCGAGGAUUCGUUUUCGAGCAAGUUUUAUGAUGUGAUGGGGAUUCCGAGUCGGCCGCAGCAGCCAAACACAAGACCAAUUCGGGACGAGGACGAACCGAAACCGUCUGUUUUUGGAGGUGUGGGAGAUGGCGGCAUCGACAGAUGGUGUAACCAGGAGGAGGAGGAAAUAACUCGGCUCCAGGACCAUUGUCGCGGUGAGUUGGGCUUUCCACCAAACUUGCCAGUGGGAUAUCAACAAUCGCGGAGCAUUCCUCCAGGGGUCCCUCCAAAAUUUCUUCGACAACAGAGACUGUUUGGACAUGCAACACCAGACGCUCCCGCUUUUCUUUGUACCCCCUGGGCUGAUAGUAGGCCAGCUCAGUAUGGGCGUGGAGAAUUUUGGCUGCCACAUAACAGAGCUGGACCUCAGCAAUUGAUCCCGAAUCGCCAGCUAGGCGGGAUCGAGGAGGCAGGAGAUGGAACGAUGGGUGGCAAUCAGACUCAACCAACACGACCACCACUUCAAGGCACCGAACUGCAGCAGCGGGAUCUCGCUCUUCGAGAACCACAGACUCCUCAGACAUUUGAUUUACGUCUCCCACCUGGUUUAGGUUUUGGAGACCUUCAUCGACCAACAAGCGCAGCUCCUGCGACAGAUGAUCUCAAUCCUUGGCAGACACCAGAGCUCCACUCCCCACAACCAGCUCGGCACUUCAAAGGAGCAACAGAAAUGUGGCAGAGUCCCAAACCUCGUCCAGAACCGUUGGCUCGGCCCUUAGGCUUCCAUGAACAAGAUGAGCAAGGAUACGGAGGAGAACCACAUGGAGUCUAUCGACCCGACCAACCCUUACCACCAGCCCUUCCAUACCCGCAAGCUCAUGUCCCUCAAUCAACGACCAAAGAUGGCGGAGGCUGGGAGGACAUCACCGAUCAAGGCCCUCUUUCUUUCAGCAUGCUGGGUCGCGCACAACUAUCUCGCAACGAGUAUUCUUCUCCCGAACCCCAUUCUGUUACGAAGUCAGAGCGACUUGGUAAGACUGGUGCAAUUGAAGUCGACUCAAUCCUCGAGAAUUCGACCCAGACGCCCCGUCCACAACCUCCGGUGAGUGGAGGUGGAGGUGCUUCUGCUCCUAUGAGAGAUACCAGUGUAGCUGGUGCGUCGGCAUAUGCUCCUCCAGCUGGCAACACGAGUGGCUUACGGCCUAUUCAGCGGCGGACAUGGGAUGCUGGGACUAAGCAGUGGCGCUCAUAUUGGAUCUGGGGUUUGUAGUGGGGAGGUCGUACGUGUCUGAAUGGAGGGCGACGAGGAUAUUGUGGGAGAGAAUGCCUUCGUCUAGCUUGUUAGCGGUUUUGGAUGUCUUCAAAUCGGCAGAUAGUGAGGGAAGAAAAGAUAAGACUGCCCAAAUACUUUAACCCCUGUGACUUGGUAAUGAAGAGACUUUCUCUUGCACAAAGAUUUGACGGUUGUGCGCCUUGAUCAAGUCUUACACCACCUCAACCUUUUUCUAACCCAGCCUCCCUGAA
Hyaloscypha bicolor E is the source of this 2151-nucleotide messenger RNA. RefSeq lists its product as uncharacterized. The transcript has a single exon. The record is from RefSeq and is a predicted model, not a curated record. Lineage: Eukaryota; Fungi; Ascomycota; Leotiomycetes; Helotiales; Hyaloscyphaceae. The coding region runs from base 110 to 1897 and encodes 595 amino acids.